This is a messenger RNA of Anopheles coluzzii, 1134 nucleotides long. It is a transcript of the gene CSN7, whose product is annotated as COP9 signalosome complex subunit 7. The coding region runs from base 73 to 909 and encodes 278 amino acids. The record is from RefSeq and is a predicted model, not a curated record. Gene Ontology annotation, cellular component: COP9 signalosome. Lineage: Eukaryota; Metazoa; Arthropoda; Insecta; Diptera; Culicidae. Gene Ontology annotation, biological process: COP9 signalosome assembly. The transcript is spliced from 4 exons.
GUUUCCAAACCAUUUUCUCCAAGCAUUAACAAAUAUAACAGGUCGUUUGGAAGAAAAACCACAACUAGCACCAUGACUCCAGAAUUAUCGAAUUUUGAAACCGACUCUCCGGCCCGUCAGCAGUACUCAGCGCACAAUCCAAUAGAGCAAUACGUUUUGCUCGCUAAAGGAGCCAAAGGUGCGGCCUGUACGGAAUUGAUCAAACAGGUACUGGAAGCACCGGGAGUUCACGUUUUUGGAGAACUGUUGGCCAUGCCCAACAUUGAAGAGCUACAAAAUGGUCCACACGCUAACUACUACAACACACUGAAUCUGUUUGCCUAUGGAACAUAUCGGCAGUAUCUAGAGAAUCAGACGAAACUUAUACAGCUUUCCCCGGCAAUGCAAAAGAAGCUGCAACACCUGACGGUGGUAUCUUUGGCGAUUAAAAGCAAAUGCAUUCCGUACAACGAGCUGCUCGAUGAGCUGGACAUUAAAAAUGUACGAGUGCUGGAGGAUCUAAUCAUCGAAGCAAUUUACGCCGAUGUGAUUCAUGGCAAGCUGGACCAGAAAAAUAAGCAGCUGGAAGUAGAUUACGCCAUUGGACGAGACAUCCGCAAGGGUGAUGUGAAGGAAAUUGCCUCCACCCUGCAAGAAUGGAGUGAUUCGUGCGAAACCAUUCUGCUCUGUCUUGAGACCCAAAUUAAUCGAGCCAACACUGAAAAGCAGAAACGUAUAAAGCACAAGGAAUCGAUCGAUCAAGAGAUUGCCAAUUUGAAAAAAGCGAUAAAAACUCAAGCAGUAGAGUCCGACGAAGCAAUGGCUACAGACACAUGCCGGGAUAUCGUUGGUGGGCUAGAUCUGCGUAAAAAACCAGCCAAAUCGAAGAGCCUUAAAGGUUCCGGUCCAGGAAAGUCAGUAUCGAAAUGAUUGGCUUAACUCCCUCCCAAGAAGACACACGCGCCUCAGCCUGCUAACCAAAGGGCAGCUUUUGGGAUAUUAAAUCAUGAGUGUCUUUUUACUUUACUUAUUCACAUUAUUUAUUCGACGUUUCGAGGAAAGACGGUACACGUGGUGCCGUUUCUUUAUUUUUCUCAUUACUAACCUAUGUAAUGAAAUGCGCGAAUAAAAAAUAUAUAUAUCAGCGAUUCAAAA